Molecule: messenger RNA, 1057 nt
Organism: Amphimedon queenslandica
Lineage: Eukaryota; Metazoa; Porifera; Demospongiae; Haplosclerida; Niphatidae
Product: serine/threonine-protein kinase pakG-like
Exons: 3
Coding region: 134-1057 (307 amino acids)
Source: RefSeq, a predicted model, not a curated record
AGGUGCAACAAGGCGUGGGUGUUGAGAGGACGCAUGCGCAGUAACUUUCCCGGGUUGAGGCGGUUUCCACCAAGCGUCCUUGGAUAGUGCUAGUUUCAAAAGCCAAAGGGUCUUCUUUUCUUCUCAGCUCAAGAUGAUGAUGCAGAGCAAAGCCUCGCUCUAUUUCCCAUACCACCUACAGAAGAAAGCUCUCCUCCCUUCUGAAUUAACCACCACAGGUAGAGCAUUUAUUGAUCCUACUCCUCAAAAACAAACAAUAUCUCCAACUAAACCCUCUACUCUUCCUCCUUCUGGCCUCACUAUAACUGAGAGAAUCAAUAUGCCCCAAGAGCCGUACAGAUCAACCACUAAAGAGUGUUAUAAGGACCUUGGGCCUGACUCAUAUUCCAAAGGUUGUUCUUCUCAUGCUCCUCCAGCUCAUCUCUCAGUCUUUGGGAGUCAUUUGAAGUUCCCUUCAAAUUUGAGAAGUAAUGAGUUCAUGACAACUAACAGGAUUAUGUUUUCAAUUGAACAUCAGCAAAAUAAUGAUCCUUCUCCUAAUAAUAAUGAUAAUAAUAGCAAUAAUAAUAACAGAAUGAGGUAUCAUCCAACUAGUUGCAUCAUUGGUACUAAAACUGCUCGUCCUCCUUCUCCUCCUCCUCUCCCCCUACCUCCUCCUAAUAAUUCUCAAGCUAUUGGAGAUGGAACUCAAUACUUGGAGUCGUAUGUACAUCAUCCAAUAACUGAAGAGGAGAGAAAAAUCAACAAAGAGAUAGGAGCCAAACUUAAUAAAGACAACGUUAAAAGAGGUAUUGAAGCUCAUAAGGACAGUGAGUUUAUUACAACAAUGGAGGACACUUACCAGUACACCGGUCGACCGGAGCGAGGACAAUUGUCUCGUCUGACACUGAAUGAGAAAAAUGGUGUAACAAGCAUACCAUUUGGUGAUAGAAAUAAAGAGUUGAAUAUGACUAGUGAGCAAAUGAAGUCAUACUGUGUGCAUGUACCUCAUGAUGGUGAAGAGGGAGGGGAGGGGUCUUCAAGUAAAGGAUAUGAUAAAACGAGUAGCUCACGAUAA